This is a messenger RNA of Entamoeba invadens IP1, 3639 nucleotides long. Its product is annotated as abnormal long morphology protein, putative. Bases 1 to 3639 code for a protein of 1212 amino acids. The transcript has a single exon. Lineage: Eukaryota; Evosea; Mastigamoebida; Endamoebidae. The record is from RefSeq and is a predicted model, not a curated record.
AUGGAAAUUGAAACAAAAAGUCUUAAACUACAUUCCCCAUAUAAAUCCAUAGUAACACACGCACCAGCAAACAAACAACUCACUUCCCCACCUCUCAACACUGAAACUGAAAUAUUCAAAGCUACAAAUUCUUCUUCUUCUGCGAACACAGGUGAAGGUUCUGGAGAGUCUCUACCAAACAUUAAUGAAACAGAAAAUGGACGUCUUCAUAUUGAAAUUGAAAAAAUGGACGAUGUGGAGCUCACGAGACUGUUUUGUCAAAACAAGUCUGUCACACCACAACUUAUAAAAACAGAAGACGUGUGCGAACACCAAAAUUUCGAUUUUUUUAAUUUCAAUGAAAUUUUUUUGAAGAGAAAAAGCGAGAGAGAAGUGGACGAAGAUAUUUAUAGAACGUAUUUGGAUUCCAUUGAAAAUAAAGACACUCUGAAGUAUUCUGCCGACUCCACUGAUGACAAAGAACACUGCAAAAGUCCUCAAAAUGAAAAUUCAAUUUAUUUGGAACAAGAAUUGGACGAUAAAAAUAGCGGAACUCAAAUCAGUGAAAUUCAAGAAGAAACAGAAAAGAGCGAAACGGAAAUUAAAAGAGAAGAAGAAAAUGAAGAGGAAAGUUCCCCGACAUACAGUGACACCCAAAGUGAAGACCAAGAAGAUUUGGAAAUGAAGGAAAAUGCACUGAAAGAGGAGUCGCGGUACUCGUUAAGUUAUUGGGACAGUCCCUUUCGUGAGAAGUUGUGUGAUGAAAUUCUGAAAAAAAUAGAAAAUCGAAUGCCUUCACAAAUAUCAACGAUACAAACAAUUUCACAGUGUGGAAUUCAAAUGGACGAGAAGGAGAAUGGAAAUACUUCGGGAAGUGUGUUGUCGAGAGAGAACAGAUCGUCACUGACCCAAAGAAUAGAAGAAAUGAAAAGGAGAACGUCAAUAUCAUCAUCUUUUGUUAAUACAAAGCAAAUUGGGGAGGAAAAAGAGGAGGAAAAAACAAUUAAAUGUUAUCAAAAUAACAAUAUAAUUCCGCAUCAUUUUAAAAGUGGUGAUUCAAUAAAGAAAAUUCAAAAUGGGUGCAUUGGAAGGAAAACAGAAGAGAAUGUGGUUGACUUGAAUAUGACUGAAAAGAGGGGGGAAAGCUGUAUACCCAAGAAAUUGGAUCAAAUAAAAGAAACGUUUCUGUAUCGUCCAAACACUUUACAAAGAGAAACACAAACAAAAGUUAACAAUGAGAGUAAAGAAAGUUUCAAAAGUGUUGAUGUUGAAGAGAUAAAGUUUCCUUCUAAUUAUUAUAAUGAACGACUUGAUGUGCAACAAGAAGGACAAGUAGACGGCAAACAACAACUGCAAAACACACAAAUAAACGAAAAGGUCCAAAUGCAAUGGUCUCAAAAAUUGAAUGAAAAAGAAGACCAAAAAGGUGUGCAACAAAAAGAUGCAAAAUUGAAUGAAGUGCAUCGAAACACACAAAUUGAUUUUGAACUGCAAAGCCAAGUGCAACAAAGUGCCCAAAAUACGCAACAGCAAAAUACGGUCGUAAUCAAUCAAACGAGGAACACAUUUAAUGGAAACGCAAAUCAAAAUACACGAGAAACGUUUAAAGUACAACAAACUGCAGAUUUGGGAAAUUUUAAUGUUCAAAAUCACAUUGAAAAGAAUUUACAAGAAGGAAUGAGAAUGAAUAAUGGUAUUUAUAAUUAUAAUAAUAAUAUAAUAACAAAAAUGGAGGAACCAAUGCCACUUUUACAGGAACAACAACAGAAUAAUGGACAAAUGAUUAAUGCACAAGAAUUUACUACUUUUAACAACUUCAGUGGAAUACAACAACAACAACAACAACAACAACAAUAUCAACAAAAUCAAAUGCAACAACAACCACAAAAGACAGCAUAUUCAAGUCUUACACUUCAUAUCGAUAAUUUGAAUGAAAUAAGAAAUGAUAAAUACAAUUUGUAUGACUCAAAUGGCUUAGGAAUGGAAUUUCAAAAUGUCAAUAGGAAUACUUGUAUAACACAAGACGAUCAACACGUCGAUAUUUCAAAUAUUUUAAAUGUGUCAAAUCAAAUGGAGGUCAUCCCAAACAACAACAUGGAAGAAGAAGAUGUCAAUGAAGACCCGAAACAAAUGCAAAUGGACAAUAAAAUCAAUAUUUUUGAGUUUGAUCCGACACUGCAACAAAUUUAUGAAGAACACAAAGAUGACCCGAUAUUACAAUCGAUGUUGGAUGGUACAAUUCCUCUUCCGAAUGCAAUAGAGCCGAUACCAAUUGAGUCCAAUUCGUCAAUGAUCACAUUGAAAUUUAUCGAACCGGUUCAAUCGGGAACAACAGGGGAUGUGCAAACAACACUGCUGAAUGGUUUACGAAUUAUCGAUCUUGGGAAGUCGUGCAAACAAUCAAAUGAACGCCAAAGUAUAAAAAUGUUCAACGACGUGCAAAUUAUACGAGACGAAAAGAAUGAAUUUAACACGAGUGUUCCAUAUUUUGAAAUGAAAGAUGUAGACCCGAAUAAGCCGAAUAUCUCACUAAGUUUAAUGGAGUUUAUUGGAUACUUUGAAAGCUUGAAAGGGAUCAUGCCUCCAGUUGUUGGAGGGGAAGAAUGGCCUACUCGAAAUCAGGAGGGGACAACUGGAUAUGAUGAGAUAAGUGAUAUGUAUGAUGAUACAUGGGAAGAUGAACUUGAUGAUAUCCGAAUACAAUUACAUGCAAAUGUAUUUGAUAGUACAACUGACAAAUGCGAAGAAAAAUGUGAAGAAAAUGAAAUGCAAAAUGAUAUGCAAAACGAUAAUGAAUAUAACAGCACUCAUACCCUUAAGGACACAGACAUUGAUAAUGAAUGGGGAAUCACUAUCAUGCAAAAAAAUCACGAAGAAAUGCAUUUAAAAGAACACGAGGAAUAUAUUCAAAAUAAAGCUAUUACGAAUCGAUUGUGUAAAGGUAAUGUCCAUCAAGAAGAUGGAAGGGAGUGCGAUGAGUUGUAUUACCGAGUUCGAAGUGAAUGUUUAGGACCGAUAUCUUCUCAGAAAGAAUAUGAUCCUAGACAUCCAUAUCAACGGAUACCUGUAGGAGUGACUACGUAUUAUAGUCCGACAAUGCUACAAGGGAUGGGGAAGUUAUGUGAAGUUCCGUGGAAGACGAAUACACCGAAAGUUGAUAGUCGGUAUAGGUUUCAGGGGGGAUACUAUUGUAUGGUUAACAGGGCAGAUGGGAAGGCGAUUCGAGCGAAUAAAAACGAGGAAGAGGAGAUGAAUGAGACGAAAAUUCAAAGGGAGAACGAGAGGAAAAAAAAAGUGAAGGAGAAGGAGCGAAGUGAGAAGAACAGAAAACAAGGGAAAGACGAAGAGGAGAAAGAAGUGAAGAAAGCGACGAAAAAGAAAACGACUAGAAAAGAAGAGAAGGAGGACAGCGAUGACUUGAAGGAAGUUGAAUACGUCGUGGACGACAAGAAACACGAAGUUAAGAUGUUGGUCACCCGACAUAAGAAAAUGGUCGACCCGGAAGUGCUCGAAGAAGAGAAAAGAAACGAGGAAAAAUAUCGAAUGGAACAAAAGGAAAAGAAGAAACAAAAGAAGUUUGAAAUUAUGAAAAGAAAGGUCGAAGCUCAGAUUGAAUUAAGAAAUAAAAAGAACAAGAAAGGCAGAAGAGCAAAGAAAUGA